This is a messenger RNA of Cylicostephanus goldi, 633 nucleotides long. The record is from the annotation of a GenBank genome assembly. NCBI's taxonomy places the organism in Eukaryota, Metazoa, Nematoda, Chromadorea, Rhabditida, Strongylidae.
AUGGAUGCUACAACUGCUUGCCAUCUGAUGAGCGAUCCUUUUGCUGGGCAUGACUACACUUAUGGCAUCCCCAUUCGCGUCGUUGAGAAAUUGGUCCAAGGCACGAUGACCAGUAUUGCCAUUAUCGGCAAGCCUCGUGUUUUGGAGACGGUUGAUCGUGCAACGAUACAAAGGCAGUUUGUCAAAUACUUGCUCAAAAGUAAAUUUAUUCAAAAGAAAGCUGAAGUACCCACAACACCAGCCAUAAAUGAGUCUGCUGCUAAGAAUGCCACCCCUGCACUCGAGGAAAAGAAGAGUGAUUUUUGUGAUCCUCUUGAUUCCAUACUUCCAUCGCUAGAUGCUCCACUGAACCAUCUUGAGCCAGUUGUGACUAAUCAUUCUGAAAACGGCAAAUCUUAUGCUAUAUUCUCCAUCACUGGAACGAGUAUCCUGGUACGAUCUCGUCCAGCUCCGCUGUGCUCAGAAGGACAUCAGAGCAUGAAAGGGGCGACCUUGUCUCUUCAGCCUAGGAUGGAAUAUGUCCCCAAUGCGGGAGCGAUGAGACUUUCUGAGACGGAAGCUAUGUGGAACUACGCCAAAGGAAUUUUCAAGCAGUCGGCUAACCACGGCCUCUUUCGUACACACUUCAUGUUG